This is a messenger RNA of Paracoccidioides lutzii Pb01, 1251 nucleotides long. RefSeq lists its product as hypothetical. Gene Ontology annotation, biological process: cell surface receptor signaling pathway; adenylate cyclase-activating G protein-coupled receptor signaling pathway. Bases 1 to 1251 code for a protein of 416 amino acids. Gene Ontology annotation, cellular component: plasma membrane. The transcript is spliced from 4 exons. Gene Ontology annotation, molecular function: G protein-coupled receptor activity. The record is from RefSeq and is a predicted model, not a curated record.
AUGUUGUCUACCCACCCGAUUUCGCUGUCACCUUCCCAGCUCCAAGUCAUGGAUGUCAGUGCUAGAGCUGCAUCUGCCCUCUCUAUCACUGCAUCAUUUUUCGUAAUUGCAAGCUUUCUGGGUAGUAACCUAUUCAAAACCCCAGUCAACAGACUCAACUUUUAUGCGACCUGGGGAAAUUUAUUUGCAAAUAUUGGCACCAUGAUGGGGACGUCUGAGGUUUCACGCGGCGAAGCGAAUCGCCUCUGCCACGUCCAGGCAUUCAUAUUACAAUGGUUUUUGCCAGCAAACUCGUUAUGGAUCUUUUGCAUGGCCUUAAAUGUCUACUUGACCUCAUUCCGCAGAUACAGGCCUACUGAGUUGAAACGACUGGAGUGGCGGUACUUAAUUUUAUGUUAUUUAAUCCCAUUCAUACCUGCAUUUAUAUUCCUGUUCAUCCGCACAAAGGUCAGGGGACCUGUAUAUGGAGAUGCCAUUAUGUGGUGCUGGAUUAGACCAGAGUGGAAAGCUUUACGCUUCGCAUUCUUCUAUGGGCCUGUAUGGUUCAUAGUCGUUAUUACAAUUUCAAUUCUUAUAUAUGCGGGAAUUGAAAUUCUGUCAAGGCAAAAAAAAAUUCGGAGACUUUCUACGACAAAUAUUCCUAAUAUCCCAGACAAAUACCACUUAGGGGCCCAGCGAAAUCCUACGAUUGACGUGGUAAAAGCUCCCUUGGUAACAGAUACGAAUGCCGAUGGUUUGGGAGGUGAGCUGGCGAAUAUUCCAGCUUUUGUUCAUCUAGCUUCCUCUGGUGAUGCACGGCUUAUUAGGGAACAAGCUACGAAAGCCGGGGAUACAUCACCAAUGACAACUUGGUUGGACGGCGAAACAUCGCAGAGAGCAGAAGACAACAGAAGUUCCAGCAUCAAUCUCAGACGAUCCUCAACACAAAUCUCACCACGUCCCUUGCCAUCUCUCGCUCCUUGUGCUACAACUGACUCCCAGAUGUGGCGGGAAAGCGCACAACGACCGAGCACAACUCUCAACGUUGAGACCCUUAGAUCAGGCCUUGAUGAACUUGAAAACAUAAAUACGCUGCGCAACUCUCAGAUUGACAUGGAAAAUACUACUCGGAGUACAAUCAGUGAUAUAUCUCUUGAGAAUAUUGACCUCUGGAUCCAAAGCCACAGCCAAAGCUGGCACUCAAGCCAUGACCUUGUUCAACAUCAACUCAUUGAGAGUCAGAAUGCAGCAUAUUCACACCUUCCACUCUAA